AUGGAUGAUGUAUGUGAAGACGAAGCUUUCUCGUUCCCAGAACAAGAAGAGAAGAUCUUACAAUGGUGGACUCAAGUCAAAGCAUUCGAAACGCAACUCGAGAAAACCAAACACCUACCGGAAUACGUCUUCUACGAUGGGCCUCCGUUUGCCACUGGUCUCCCUCACUACGGCCACAUCCUUGCCGGAACAAUCAAGGACAUCGUCACUCGGUACCAGACCAUGACCGGCCACCACGUUACACGGCGGUUCGGUUGGGACUGCCACGGGUUGCCGGUGGAGCACGAGAUUGACGUCAAGCUUGGGAUUAAGAGCAGAGAGGAUGUGAUUAAGAUGGGGAUUGACAAAUUAUAA
Messenger RNA from Lactuca virosa, 354 nucleotides. Lineage: Eukaryota; Viridiplantae; Streptophyta; Magnoliopsida; Asterales; Asteraceae. The record is from the annotation of a GenBank genome assembly.